This is a messenger RNA of Verticillium dahliae VdLs.17, 2574 nucleotides long. RefSeq lists its product as uncharacterized. Lineage: Eukaryota; Fungi; Ascomycota; Sordariomycetes; Glomerellales; Plectosphaerellaceae. Gene Ontology annotation, molecular function: zinc ion binding; DNA binding; DNA-binding transcription factor activity, RNA polymerase II-specific. Gene Ontology annotation, cellular component: nucleus. Bases 1 to 2574 code for a protein of 857 amino acids. The transcript is spliced from 11 exons. The record is from RefSeq and is a predicted model, not a curated record. Gene Ontology annotation, biological process: DNA-templated transcription; regulation of DNA-templated transcription.
AUGGAGCUCGACGAGGACGCCAAGCCCAACCUGACCGCGCUCAAUCGCAACCUGAGCUCUGGCGGCUGUAGCGACAGCUUCAAAGGCGAGCGAAACGGCAGCGUCGACGAUUCUCUGAAGCAUGGUACAGACAGCAGUGCAUCGGCUGCAAAAGCUCCCGUCAAACGUAGGGCCCCGAUUGCCUGCCGAAGAUGUCGCCGCAUGAGAAGCAAAUGCAUUCACGAGAAGGCAUCACCACCUUGUAAUGCCUGCAAAGAGGCUGGCUUAGGGGCCUCCGAUUGCAUUUUCCCUGUUCGAGGGCAGCCUGACGAUGACCGUGACUAUCGCCAUCCACGCAUGAGAGCUGAAAAGGCUAGCAAGCGUGACUUAAUCAAGACACGUCGCGAAGUCCUCGAUGUCCCCGUGUUUCCUCUCAGCGUGGCGCCUGCGGAUCGACCCAAGCACGCUGAUGAAUGGGAUCUUAUGCCACCGCUCCCCGAAAUUGUAGAGGCGGUUCACCUCUUCACUCGAAAGUAUUUCCAAUUAGGCUUCAUUCCUAAGCAGUUGUUCCCCGCCCGGCUUCAACGCGAUCACCGGUCCGUCAGCGUCUUUCUGCUCCUUAGCAUCCUCAGUAUCUCAGCACGCUUCUCCCUCCCCCUGACGCGACGUUAUCAGGGCGAGAUCAAGGCGGCCGACUUUUUCAUGGAAAGGGCCAGUACCUUGGCACUGAAUGAACUGUACCAGGAGCCAACGCUUGAGCGGUGCCAGGCGUUCUAUCUUCUGAGCAUCGCUCAACAAGGAAGUGGCUGGCGAAACCGAAGCUAUAUCAACCUCGGGAUUGCCACGAGGAUGGCCGUCCUCAUGCAUCUUCACCGCGAGGAGACCUAUGUUAUCAAGGUACCGACGAAAGAACUGGUUAUCAAGGCCGAGUCCGCCAGGCGUACUUUGUGGAUGCUCCAUAGUCAGGACAACCUCCACUGCGGCGCGAAGUCCCCUAUCUCGUUGGCCGCCAGCGACAUUACUUGUCUUCUACCCAGUGACGAGAAUGACUUUGCGAACGGCAAUGAGCCCAAUUCUCGCGCUGCCCUCGAAGAUACCCCACCUGCACGCGAGAACCCAUCUCUCAUCCAUCAGCCUACUCGAUCGCUGUUUGCGAGUCUCAUUCAAGCCCACUACUACUGGGGUAAGGUAGCCCGCAGAGCGAUGGUUUCUACAAAGAGCUCUUCGCCUUGGGAUCCCACAAGUGAAUAUUCCAAGAUGGCAGCGAGCUUGGCAAGCUGGGAACAGCAGCUACCACCAGACCACAAGUGGAGUAUGGUUCUGCUGAAAGGGCACAAAUCCGUGGGCGAGGAUCUUGCGUACAUGAGCGUGACGAUGGUUACAAAACUCUGCAAUGUGGUUCUUAGAAGACCAUACCUCGAUAACAUCAUACACCCCGAGCCCAAGAGCCAGGCUCACCGUGUUUUCUUCUCCCACUUGUCCGACGAACUGUUUCGCAAUGUUCGUGACUUGUUCGAGCAAAUAGACAACCAAUUCUCCGUGCGAGGCUCCGAUGAAAGCGUUGGUGCCCAGAUGGCUCUGUGGUCUGUUUUCGACCUAUUUAUGCAAAUACAAGAAUACCUUCUCAUGGAGUCAAAACAAGUCUGGCCUCUUGCCUCCCGUUGGCUCGAAUCGCUGGAAAGAUUUUCGCGAGAUCCCAAGGCCGCAACUGUGAGCAUGGAUGGCGGCAUGGCCGAUGGUAAUGAUCGAAUAUUACGGCCUUUGCAGAGCGGAUACUCGCCGUCUCUGACAGGCAUGGCCUCGAACCAAGGGAAGAAUGUUGUCCCAGCUUCACCGUUGCCUGGCCCAAUGUCACCGAGCGAGGAUUUAAAUUCAAAAAGCGUCAUGUCAUCGACCAAUGCCUCGCCAACGACAGCACCAGUGCCGAGAUUUCCACCCUCUAUGAGGUCGCCAGAGGAUCAACACCAACUACCAGUGCCAGGACAUCACCUGCGGCCGCAGCACCAAAUCCUCCCACAGCCUGCACAACAUCUGGGCCACAAGCAAAGUAUGGGACCGGGGCAGUCUCCUGUUCCACCGCAACAACAUGCAACUUUCACGCCGUCACAGCUUUCACCAGCCUCUUCAUUCGGUGCACAGCAACAGCAACAACAGCAACCUCUACAACAAAAUCCGCACCAGGCUCACCAUCAACAGCAACAGUACCAGCAUCAAGCGGCGCCGUUUGUAGCCCCCGGGCAUCAACAGGCCAGCCAAGGGUACGCUGCGUACGCACAGCAGCAGGACCCGUAUCCCCAAUCGCACAAUCCAAUGGGAGUCUUGCCUCAGGCCGCAUUUGACCCGCCGCCGAAUGUGCAGCAAACACAGCAGCAGCACGUCAUUGCCGGGUUCCCACAGGUUCAGUCCCUACCGCCACAAGCCUCGUUCGACGUCGUGCCGCCAAUGCAGCCCCAGCUGUUCACGCCCCCAACCCCGACUGCUCUGGGCCCGGGAAACGACGGAUAUGAGGGUGAGCUGCAAAGCUGGUUCGACGAGUCUGCCCAGGCAGGUGGCUGGGUUGGCAAUGGCGCAGGGAUGGGUAUGGGUUACUACUGA